AUGUUGUGGGUAGACAAGUACCGCCCGACGUCGCUCUCGGAAUUGGACUAUCAUCCAGAGGUGGCGAAGCGUUUGUCUAAUCUAUCGAGGUGUUCUGACUUGCCACAUCUGCUCGUAUAUGGACCGUCAGGCGCCGGCAAAAAGACGCGCAUCAUGGCGCUGCUGCGUGCGCUUUACGGAGACGGUGCCUUGAAGGUUCGACUGGAGCACAAGUCAUUUAAAGUGCCAAAUCGCAGUACUAAAGUGGAGAUUACGACGGUGGCUAGUAACUUCCAUAUUGAAAUGAAUCCGUCAGAUGUGGGGAACAGUGAUCGUCUUGUGGUGCAAGAAGUGCUAAAGGAGAUCGCACAGUAUCAUUUAGCCGACACAAAUGCUCAGAGGCCUUUCAAAAUUGUAUUGCUUAUGGAGGUUGACAGACUUAGCAAAAAUGCACAACAUGCGUUACGUCGUACCAUGGAAAAGUAUACAGCCACCUGUCGUCUUAUCUUAUGCUGCACAAAUCCUAGUAAAGUGAUUGACCCGCUGCGCAGUCGUUGUCUCGGUGUGAGAGUUGGUGCUCCGACGACUGACGACAUCUGCAACAUUCUCCAUAAUGUCUGCACCAAAGAGGGUCUCGACUAUUGCGCUCCACUAGGAAAGGAGAUUGCGCUUAAGAGUGAACGGAACCUUAGACGUGCGCUACUUAUGCUUGAGACUUGUCGAGUGCAAAACUAUCCAUUUUCGCCAGAUCAACAGAUCCAACUUCCUGCGUGGGAAGAAUAUAUUUGUAGUCUGGCCAAAGUGGUGCUGCAGGAGCAGUCGCCUGCUGGCUUGUUAAAGGCACGCGAAAUGAUUUACGAGCUCAUUUCGAAUUGCGUGCCAUCCGAAGUGAUUCUCAAGGUACUGUGUCGCGAGCUCAUGAGUCGUUUGGAUGACGAUCUCAAGCACGAACUUGUGCAGUGGGCAUCGUACUAUGAGCACCGCAUGCAGCGUGGGUCGAAAGAUAUAUUUCACUUCGAGGCCUUCUUGGCCAAAUUUAUGACGCUUUACAAGAAGUUCCUGCUGGAUCUGUACAUGUAA
Molecule: messenger RNA, 1059 nt
Organism: Plasmopara halstedii
Lineage: Eukaryota; Oomycota; Peronosporomycetes; Peronosporales; Peronosporaceae
Product: replication factor c subunit 3
Exons: 3
Coding region: 1-1059 (352 amino acids)
Biological process (GO): DNA-templated DNA replication; DNA repair
Cellular component (GO): DNA replication factor C complex; nucleus
Molecular function (GO): ATP hydrolysis activity; DNA clamp loader activity; DNA binding
Source: RefSeq, a predicted model, not a curated record